UCGAGGUGCCAGAGCGAGAGGGAGGGAGAGGGAGAGGGAGUAAGUGGCAGCUGAGCAUUGGGAUAAGACGGGACGAGGAGAGAGAGAGAGAGAGAGAUAGAAGGCAAAGACCGAAGGAGCAAAGCAACAGAGAGAGAGAGAGAGAGAGAGACACUCUCAACACACAUUAUGGAUAUCCUGGUGCUUUUGUACUUCUUCUUCCCGCUGACUGUGGCCGUUGAAGAUACACUUAUGGAUUCGAGAUUGGAGACUGCCGAGUUGGGAUGGACCGCACACCCAGAAACUGGGUGGGAAGAGGUGAGCGGGUACGACGAUGGAAUGAACCCUAUCCGUACGUAUCAGGUGUGUAACGUGAUGGAAGCCAACCAGAAUAACUGGCUUCGGACUACUUACAUAGCACGCAGAGAUGUUCAGAGAGUCUACGUGGAGAUGAAGUUCACCGUUCGGGACUGCAACAGCAUACCAAAUAUCCCCGGCUCCUGUAAGGAAACGUUUAAUUUAUUUUACUACGAGUCGGACUCUGACUCGGCCACCCCGACGACUCCGUUCUGGAUGGAGAAUCCGUAUGUCAAAGUGGACACCAUCGCGCCGGACGAGAGCUUUUCCAAACUGGAGAACGGCAGAGUCAACGUGAAGAUCCGAAGCUUCGGUCCUUUAUCCAGGAAUGGAUUCUACCUAGCGUUCCAGGAUCUGGGAUCGUGCAUGUCGCUCAUCUCCGUCCGCGUCUUCUACAAGAAGUGCCCGUCUGUCAUUGCGAACUUCGCGGUCUUUCCGGAAACGGUCACCGGAGCUGAGGCCACGUCACUCGUCAUCGCUCCAGGCACGUGUCUCACGAAUGCCGUCGAGGUAUCCGUCCCACUGAAGCUGUACUGCAAUGGGGAUGGGGAGUGGAUGGUUCCUGUUGGCGAUUGUACCUGUUCUUCUGGAUAUGAACCUGCUGAGAAGGAGACCGCCUGCCAAGCCUGUAUCCCGGGAACCUUCAAGGCCAAGCAGGGCAAGGGGCCGUGUUCCCCUUGUCCACCCAACAGCCGGACCACCUUGGGGGCAGCCACCAUCUGCCCGUGCCGGACCGGAUUCUAUCGAGCAGAUAACGACCAGCCCGAGAUGGCGUGCACAAGUGUGCCGUCGAUUCCACGGAACGUUAUCUCCAACGUAAACAAGACCUCUCUGAGCCUGGAGUGGAGCGAGCCCCUGGACACUGGGGGACGGGACGACCUCCUCUACAACAUCAUCUGCAAGAAGUGCAGCGUGGAGCGCAAAAUCUGUUCCCGCUGCGAUGACAACGUGGAGUUCGUGCCCCGCCAGCUGGGCCUGACCGAGAAGCACGUGUUCAUCAGCAACCUCCUGGCUCACACUCGCUACACGUUUGAAAUCCAAGCAGUGAACGGCGUCUCCAACAAAAGCCCGCACUCUCCCCAGUUUGCGUCCGUCAGCAUCACCACCAACCAGGCUGCACCUUCUCCUGUCCUGAUAGUGCAUUUUCUGAGUGCAACAGACAGCAGCUUAUCCUUGUCGUGGCUUCCUCCCGAAAAACCCAACGGCAUCAUCCUGGACUAUGAGCUGAAGUAUUGGGAACAGGAACAGGAUGAGAAAACCGCCUCGACCAUCACGAGUCAGAAGAACAGCAUUCGGAUCGACGGGCUGAGAGCUGCCGCUUCCUACGCGGUUCAGGUGCGGGCGAGGACCGUGGCCGGCUACGGGAAGUACAGCCGCCCUGUAGAAUUCCAGACCCAGAACGAAAGUGACAGCGGGAAAGGUAUCCAGGAACAACUUCCGUUGAUUAUCGGUUCCUCCACCGCCGCCCUGAUCUUUAUCGUGGCAGUCGUCGUGGUCAUCGUUGUGUGCAUCAGGAAACGCAGUCAUGGUUCGGAGUCGGAGUACACAGAGAAGCUCCAGCAGUACAGCACCGGCCACAUUACACCAGGAAUGAAGGUCUACAUCGAUCCUUUCACGUACGAAGAUCCAAAUGAAGCCGUCCGGGAAUUUGCCAAGGAAAUUGAUGUGUCGUGCGUCAAAAUUGAAGAAGUUAUUGGAGCAGGUAGACUAAAAGGAGAAUUCGGGGAGGUGUGCAGAGGGCGUCUUAAACUUCCGGGACGAAGAGAGAUCUUUGUAGCAAUAAAAACGCUCAAGGCUGGGUACACGGAAAGGCAGCGGAGGGAUUUCCUAAGCGAGGCAAGCAUCAUGGGGCAGUUCGAUCACCCGAACAUCAUCCAUUUGGAAGGGGUGGUGACCAAGAGCCGUCCUGUUAUGAUCGUCACAGAGUUCAUGGAGAACGGAGCCUUGGACUCAUUCCUUAGGAUGAACGAUGGACAGUUCACUGUCAUCCAGCUCGUUGGUAUGUUGAGGGGCAUCGCAGCCGGGAUGAAGUAUUUGGCGGAGAUGAAUUACGUGCACCGGGAUCUUGCCGCCAGGAACAUUCUGGUCAACAGUAACCUUGUGUGCAAAGUGUCUGACUUUGGCUUGUCGAGAUUCCUGGAGGACGAUGCAACAGACCCGACCUACACAAGUUCACUGGGUGGGAAAAUCCCCAUCAGGUGGACGGCCCCAGAAGCCAUCGCGUACCGCAAGUUUACCUCGGCCAGCGACGUGUGGAGUUACGGGAUUGUCAUGUGGGAAGUCAUGUCGUAUGGAGAGCGACCAUACUGGGACAUGUCCAACCAGGAUGUUAUCAAUGCUGUGGAACAGGAUUACCGCUUGCCACCGCCCAUGGACUGCCCCACCGCCCUGCACCAGCUGAUGUUAGACUGCUGGGUGAAAGACCGCAACAACAGGCCCAAAUUUGCCCAGAUCGUCAACACGUUGGACAAGUUAAUCCGAAACGCAGCCAGUCUCAAGGUCGUCUCCAACGCCAACCCAGGCCCCUCCCAGCCUCUUUUGGAUCGUACAGUUCCCGACUACACCACAUUCACCACAGUGGGAGAUUGGCUAGAUGCCAUUAAAAUGGGUCGGUACAAGGAGAAUUUUAUUAAUGCCGGGUUCACCUCAUUCGACCUGGUUGCUCAGAUGACGGCAGAGGAUUUGUUGAGGAUAGGAGUCACCUUGGCUGGACAUCAGAAGAAAAUACUCGGCAGCAUUCAGGACAUGAGGUUACAGAUGAAUCAGACUCUACCAGUGCAGGUCUGAUCACAAGGAACCUUACUACACAAUAGGAAUGAAGUCAAGCGAGAGAAUUAUCUGCCAAAAGGAUAUUUUGUGUGCAGUGCCUGGCUUCUGGUUUUACCUCUGUGGAGCAUCUGGAACCAUUGCCUCAGAGCAAUCUCUUGGUUCAAGGAUAAUUGUAGUGUGAACGGCUCCGAUAAGGAAUGCAGUCUAAAAAUCGUUGCGUCUUUCUGAGAUGCUUGGCUUUGCCUCCUGGAAAUCUAUUCCCCUUGCACCAAAUCUGCGAUGACAACAAGACUGUCGAGAAGUGGCCACCACAGGCGAGAAAGCCAGUGCGUAUUAAGUCUUCAUAUUGAAGAUGUGUUAUUUAAAUCGAUGUGUGACGUUGCCACUUGGAAUACUGGGUCACGAGUUUGAUAUAUAGUCCGUGUGUUGCAUUCCUUCACAGCACCCCUGUCCCCCUUGAGAAACGAUAAAGAAGCUGGAUAAUCCUGUACAUAGCAUGGCACCCUGCUAUCUAGACUCCACGCUAAUUCUCAACUUGCAAUGUAGAUGGAUUUGGAUUAGGUUAGCGUUAAUGGCUUUGGGGUACAUUUGGUCCAAAUUUGACUCUUCUUCACGACUUGUAAGGCACUCAAGCAUUGACUGCCACCCAGCGCCGAGCACUGACAAAAUAAUAUUUGGAAGGGAGAAUUGAUUCCUGGAUUUAUUGGCUCUGUCUGUGCAUUAGCAAAUGCAACGAGCACAGAACAGCUUCCGUUAAUGCACCAUCAGAUAUGACAUGACUGCUGCAAAUGCAAGGUACAUGCCUCCCACCCCCAUGGACUUCAGCACUGGGAUUUCCUCUGGUUUCCAUUUGAUUUGAUGAAGGUGUCACUUGUGUGUGUGUGUGCGUGGGGAGGGAAAGAGCAGUCAUGGGGUGGGGUGGGACUGUCAGUGAACAACUCCGAGCUGGAGAAUGAACUAUGGGAAGGCAAGAAAAGUUUUGUGAGCCGUCAUAAAGAAGGAACGAAGAUCUUUCGGAGAAUGGAGAUCCUGUGUGUGUGUGUGCGGUGGGGGGCUGAAGGGAAGCCAAAAUGAACUUCACGACCACCUGUUUAUUCAAGUGCUGUCAAACUUCUGUUGUCAUUGCCAAAAAAANCCAAGACGGGAACUUCUAUUUUUCCUAAAGAACUGAGAAAAUCUUUUGUGAACUCGAGCGUGGAGCACCUGUAUGGCGAAACGAAAUAACCGUGGAAAUGGCAAUAAGCAUUUGGGAUUUUGGUUUGCAAUCCAGCGUGUUUGUAGUUCAUCUGCAUUCCUCUCCCCUCCUGACGUUCAAGGGAAACGAGGUGGAGGAAAUUGUACAUUUGUACAUACUAUCCAAUAUUUCCCUUUCGUUAAUGUGUGGGCUUCAGAUACGGACUGUGUAUAUUUUGCCACUCUGAAGGGAUCGGGCCUGAACUGUAUAUAGAAAAGGCAAAACAAAAAAUGUGCAGAGAUCUCGCAUGAAUAUUCUACAGUCCUGAAUCACACACACACACAAAACAAGACACUUAAUCCCAAAUUGUACUGUAAAAUAACACUGUGUUGUAAAGAAACAAAAAAAACAAUUAUUUUGAACUAUUUGUUGUGAAAUGUUACUCAGUAGUUGCUAAAAAGUGUCUGCUCAGCAUCGGUGAUCAUGAUAAAAAAAAUGUUAUGUUAUUGUUGCUAUGAAAUCUGGUACAAGCUUUAAUUAUUCCCCAGCCCACCAUUUCUUCUGUAGUCAUCUCUUACCUCCUCCCUUUCCCUACUCAACUCCCCAACGCCCCCCAUUUUUAUGCCUGUGAUAGCCUUACACUGGCUUAAUCUUUUGUAGAAAGACCUAAUGGCUCUCUUCCGGUCACUUUGGAAAACAAACCUGUAUAGUAUUUUACAAUCUUUUUAAAAUAUUGAGAUGUAUUUAAUGGUGAAAAAAACAAAGAUGCGUUCUUGCAUUUGUAGAAAUAUUUUUAAAAACAAACCCGUUUUGCAAUUAAA
Messenger RNA from Callorhinchus milii (elephant shark), 5100 nucleotides. RefSeq names its product ephrin type-B receptor 3. The record is from RefSeq and is a predicted model, not a curated record. Gene Ontology annotation, cellular component: neuron projection; plasma membrane. Gene Ontology annotation, biological process: protein phosphorylation; axon guidance; cell surface receptor protein tyrosine kinase signaling pathway. The coding region runs from base 169 to 3123 and encodes 984 amino acids. Lineage: Eukaryota; Metazoa; Chordata; Chondrichthyes; Chimaeriformes; Callorhinchidae. Gene Ontology annotation, molecular function: transmembrane-ephrin receptor activity; ATP binding; protein binding. The transcript has 16 exons.